Molecule: messenger RNA, 5454 nt
Organism: Cydia pomonella (codling moth)
Lineage: Eukaryota; Metazoa; Arthropoda; Insecta; Lepidoptera; Tortricidae
Gene: Rnp4F
Product: squamous cell carcinoma antigen recognized by T-cells 3-like
Exons: 17
Coding region: 173-2869 (898 amino acids)
Molecular function (GO): RNA binding; protein binding
Source: RefSeq, a predicted model, not a curated record
UAGACCGUCUGUUAACGUUUUUUUUAUUCAACUGGCAACAUUUUCGUGUUGUACUCAAAAUUUUGAUUUGACAGAUCCGCCAUGCCAUAAAGCGCUUGUGUGUAAAUUUUACUGUGCAAAAAUAAAUAAACUGCUUACGGUUAUUCGUUGAUUAGUUUUGCCGUAAAUAGCAAUGGCUAUUGUAGAGGACGAAGUACGGAACGAGUCGGAGGAGGAGAAUGAGAUAGAGGUCGUGGUGGAAGAGGACGACGCAGACCAAGACUCGGAUGAGUCCGACGAUGACGAUGAUGAGGAAGUGUUGGAGAGAAAAGUUGCAGAAUUGGAGCAAAGGAUUUCCGAGGAUCCCUACAACUAUGAUGAGCAUAUUGAGCUCAUCCAGGCUUUAUGGGGACUCUCAGAGCUGGACCGCUGGCGUGCGGCGUUCGACCGACUCCAACAGAUGUUUGUUCUGAAGGACGUUCAUUGGCUGCUUCGGAUCCAGACUGAGGAGACUUUAGCACACUCACCUGAAGCUAAAGAGCAGUUAGUUGAGAUGUUCAGGCAGGCUUCGUUGGAUUGCUAUUACAUCCCAAUCCUAACAGAGUGGUGCUCGUGGUCGCUCGGAGCUGGCGCGGACUCGGCUCGGGCGCACCUCGAGGAGGUCCUGCGGCUGGCUGGUCCUGAUCCUCUCUCUGGGAAGCUGUUCUGGGACGCUAAGAGAGAAUUGGAAAAGGCACAGCUUGAAUCUAUGAGUGCUGAUGACCCCGAUUACAAGAAACAGCGCGAGCGAACCCUAUUCUGCCUCGAGGAGACGGUCUCCCGACCCUUACUGAAUGGUGAAGAAGCCUGGCCGCAGUUCCAAGAACUAGCUUCCGCUAUGCAUGGACAGGACUACGUGGACAAGGUCAAGAAGCAACAUGAUGCUGCUACAGAGUACUUACAGAAGAUCACACCUUAUGAGGACAAACUUUUGACCGUGGAGAAUCCUGAAGAAAAGUGCAAAGUGUAUGAAGAGUACAUAGACAAAGUGAAAGAGUUGUCACACGAGGAGAAGUACGCGGACUGUGACAGCAAUGGAAUACUUAAGGUGCUAUACGACCGUGCUACAUCCGAAUGCAUCAACUGCGAGGGCGCUUACAAUUUACUGGUCGCAUGGGCGCGACACUCGGCGCGACACUCCAGUCGUGCGACUCAGUCGCGCGUUCUGUCGGCGUGCACGCGCCGCCGGCCGCGCCGAGCUACGUUCUGGCUGCUUACUAUGCAGCACGCGGAACACGAGGGCAAGGGAGUUGAUGAGGUGAAGACAAUCUUUGAAACAGCGCUAUCCAAGGGCAUGGAAUCGUACAAACAAGCCGAGUCUCUCUGGCUGGGGUACCUGGAAUGCCUGCGCCGCAGCUGCGCCUUCGACAACGAGCCGGACGUGGAGCGCCUGCGACGCACCUUCCGGCUCGCCUGGGACUCUCUCGCCGAGGCGUGGGGCGAGGAAGCGAACGACUGCGAGGUGCCGCUGUACUGGGCGCGUUUGGAGUACAACCGCAUGAAGGACCCCAAGCAGGGCAAGGAGAUCUUUGAGGAAAUAUUCAAAUACGGCGAAAACAAAACCAUGUCCAAAUACUGGGAGGCGUACAUCAAUCUAGAAUCCCACCGCCAACCCUCCCUGUCCGAGAACAAACUGCGCGAGCUGCACCGGCGGGCGCUGCGCUUCGUGGCCGACUACCCGCCCGCCGCCGCCCGCCUCUGGACCGACUACGAGCGCGACUACGGCCAGCUGGCCACCGCCACCGAGUGUCAACACUUGUGUGAGGCAAAACUAAAAGAAUGGCGGGACAGCUACCAAGCAAUGAAAGACAAAAUGACCAAUCAAAAGAAAGGUAACAAACAGCCUCAAAAUAAAAAGGGCAAAUUCGAUAAAAAGAAGAAAGAGGAAGACAAACCAAAGAAAGGGAAGAGGAAAUCUGACGAGAGCGCACAAGAUAGCGAGGUCAAGAGGAAAAAGGACAGCAGUAUGGAAGUCGAUGAGAAGGUGAAGGAAGGGGAGAGUGGUGCUUUAAAACGAUCUCAUGAGGACGAUAGCAGUGAAGGUGUUGAUAAUAAGAGGCAGCGGACAGAGAACGCGAAAAGUGCGCCUAGAGUUAGCGGCAACGAGGCUUGCACUCUCUUCGUUAGCAAUCUAGAUUACAAUGUAAACGAGAAAAAUCUCCGCGACAAGUUGUCAGAGUACGGCGAAGUGGUGUCGCUGCGGGUGCGAGCCGGCGUUAAAGCCUUCGGCGGCUCCAUCUGCUACUGCCAGUAUUCCACAACAGAAGCAGUAGACGAAGCGAUAAAACACGACCGCACACCCCUAGACGGACGACCGAUGUUCCUCUCCCGCUACUCGGCGUCCAAAACGAAAGGCUCCUUCAAGUACGCCACGACAGUCGAGAAGAACAAACUGUUCGUGCGCAACCUUCCGUUCUCGCACUGCACGCGCGAGCGGCUCACGGAGAUAUUCGAUAAAUAUGGGAAACUUAGUGAUAUUCGAGUUGUCACAUUCAAAGACGGCAAGCCAAAAGGCCUAGCGUACGUCGACUACGAAGACGAAAAGAGCGCGGCCGAAGCGGUAGAGAAAACCAACGGCAUGCUGGUCGCCGACAGGAACAUCGAGGUGGCCGUCAGCGCGCCGCCGCCGCGCGCGCCCGCCGCGCCGGCGCCGCUCGGCCAGCCCAAGCGGGACUCCGGAGGGGGCAUGCGACGAACACAACUGAGCAGCUUCAUCCCCAGCGUCCUGCAAAAGCCAAUACCUUCCACCUCCACGUCGGCAGCGAGCGGCUCCAACGGCGCCAACGGCCACGCCAGCGACGCGCGCCCGCUUAGCAACAGCGACUUUAGGACCCUGCUGCUUAAGAAGUAGGCUAACACUUGUAUUAGCUCUUUUAUAAAUAAUGGUUCGAAUGAUGGUGCAGUUUUGUGUAACACCGGUUGACGGGUGUAAUGUGAAUUUUCGGCGUUUUCUUUCGUCAAUCUGAAGGUGACGCGAGCAAAGUGCGCCCGCUUAGCAACAGCGACAGGACCUUGCUGUUUAAGAAGUAGGCUAAGUUAGCUAAGGCAUGUGACUCUUGUGGGCUAAUAUUACUGGUGUUUCAGCUAGUUCAUUUGACACGUCGAAUAGCCUCUACAUUUGGUGGGAUUCAAUGACAUUUUUGGUGGUUUGUUAGUAGUCAAGGAUUUUUACCAGAUUACCGAAAACAUCAUCGAAAUAUCGAAAUGCAAACACUUCGUUAAUAAACACGUCCGAAUAAAUUAGAAGGACAUAAAAUAUAUAGCUAAGAGCUAUAAAGAAAUGUUUAGAUGGUGCAGUUUUGUAGCCGGUCGACGGGGUGAUGAAUUCCACCUGUUCUAUUUCUUGGUCCAAUGUGUAUUUGUGUCUCACAUUGUGCUUAAUGAGAAAGUGAGACGCAAUGCACAUUGGCCAGGUGAAAUACCAGGUUAAGCUGACUUUUCAGCGUUUUGCGGGGUUUUCUUUCGUCAAUUCAACGGUCACACGAGCGAAGCGCACACGAUCAGUAACAGCGGUCUUAAGACCUUGCUGCUUAAAAAGUAGAAUAAGACUUGUAUGGCUCUAUUAUAAAGGAUUGUUUUAAAUGAUGCAGUUUUGUAUAAAAUCCGUUGAUGGGUUUGAGGUGAAUUUACCGUUGUUAUUUCGUCAUCCUCAACAAAUAUGACGAUAAGCAGAUUUUUUAUGUACUCUAAGCAAAAAUAUUGGCUUAGCACCUCUGCAUAAAUAUAUGCCCAAUAUAUAGUGUAGGGGACACUAAUAUGUAUGCUAAGCUAAUAGUUUUGCUGACUAUACCUAAGCGAAAGAUAGUACGGACGGACUGAUUGGGAAUCAGCAUUUGAUUUUGCUGACCAUUUUCCUUCCAUUGUGGUAAGAUGUGUGACGAUAAAACGCGCGGUUAAACUCUACAAUUCACCCUUUCAUGUGAUUUCAAGCUUUUUCUACAAAUUUUAUAAACUUAAGUGGUUUUUGAUAUGCACGAGGUCUGUACCUUUUGAAACUCGUGUACGAGAGAUGAUUUUUUUUAUCGCCAACGCGGUUAUAGUCAGAAAGUUGAUGAAGGUUUCUUUUAAAGUUCAAUCUAGGUCAAAAAGUUUACGCAUAUUUCGUGUUUUUAUUUCAUGGAAAUGUAACAAAGUUGUGGAACAUCUUUACCCAAAAUUUAAUUUUUCCAGUAAUUGAAUUACAUGAUACCUAUUUGGCUAGCAGCGCCCUUUAUAAGCAAUGGUGGAAUUAGGGUUUUUAAUUAUAAGAGUCACCACCACCAGUGAAAUCAACUUAGAAAUAUAGGAAUAUAAGAGUUGCUCUACAGAUUUCGAGUGGUUAUGGCCAGUGUAAAUAGUAGAAGUAUCGUAUUCGAAUGUGUAUGUUUUUUUUAUGAUGUUAUGUGAAAUAAACGCUCACGAUUCCACCUAUUUGAUUCUCUAUUUCGACAGAGCCUUCUUUAAUAACAAUAAUAAACAGAAUCGUUUACGUUUAUACGAAAGCUUGAUCUCUUAUGGAUAUUAAUAUGCAUGUAAUACACAUAGCUGUCCAAUCAUCGAUAUUGAAAUUAUUAUUUUUAUAUUAAAUUUAAGAGGUCAUUGUGCGUUAAUGGCCUUGACAGAGCUGUCUGAUGUCAAUAGGCGGGUCCACACAGAGCAAACAUAAGCGCGAGGCAAUUUCCUCGCGCACAAAAUGGCCAGUGUAGACGUGCCUCGGUCGAGGCGGCGCGCGCAUUUUCCUCUCCUGAGCGAUCAUUCUGUGUGGACCCUUCUAAUUGCGAAACUGUAGUCAAACUACUAAGAUAUACCAAGGGAUCCGUUUUGUAAAUUUUAACUAUCUUAAAGUGGCAAAUUGCACUGAAUUAGCAGUUAUAGAUUAUGUAAUAAAACAGAGCCAGUAGUAGUACAGGGCUACCUAAAUAAUUAAAAUAGUUGAUCCAAUGAUUUACUGUAAAUCUACACUCUUAGGUGUACUAUUGUAUCUAAUAAGCCGCGGCUGGUUCUGGUAGCGUUGUCAUCUUUAAACAUAUUUCGAUAUAAAAUUUAACACAGACGAAAAUGUCAUUUGUAAGUAUUGUGCUUAAGUUUCAAACUAAAAUAUAUCGGCUGUGAACAAAUUCACAUCUGUCCUGUUUUUUUUACAUUUACAGCGCUACCAAAAAUCUGUGCCGAUAUGAUUUUGUGUAUAGCUAAAAUUGUCUAAGAUGAACUUCUUGAUGACGUAACCCGUUUAAAUAUCGCCCUAGAUACAAGCAAGAAAUAAUAUUCAUAGGUGUUGGUAAGUUCAUCCGACAUGACGCAAAGAAAUCUUUUUGUUUGUUUUUUGAUAAUCCAGUAUCUGACUGGGAAUAUAGCGGGUGUUUUGUUUCUCAAUAAUGUGAGAAUCCAGAUAUUUAUUUGUAUGGUUGCGAGUAGCUGCCGUGAGGAUGAAUAAAUUGAUUACAUAUUUGUUUUAUA